Messenger RNA from Symbiodinium natans, 5790 nucleotides. The record is from the annotation of a GenBank genome assembly. Lineage: Eukaryota; Dinophyceae; Suessiales; Symbiodiniaceae.
AUGCGUUGCGCGGGGCUCCUGCUCUGGUGUCUUCUCGCGCUGCAGGCGGCUGCUGUCGAGGCACAGAGACAGUUUGAGAAGCAGCGAUCCCUGGUGCAGGCACCUGCGAGUGCCGUCCAGCGGCGCACUGCAUCUCCUGUCGAUGCCUUUGGCAACCCUGUGCCGGACAGCGUCGCGAUACCGAACAUCCCGCGGGCAAAACCUCCUGCGCGCGUGACCUCAUCUGCAGGGUAUUUGGAACUCGAGCUUGUUCUGGAGACAGUGGAUCUCCUAGCCGAGUGCGAGGUUUUCCGAAACGACGCGGACGAGACGGAGCCGUCCAUAUCAUGCUUCAAGGGAGCAUGUGUCACGUUGGUGAAGCUUGCAAGUUUGAAGGUGGAUGCCAGCUACACGUUCACAACACAUUCUGUUCGGAAGGUUACGGACGGCGUGACUGGCCAGGUCUUCGAGUUUCACGGGCCUCGGAGUCACCCUAUCACCUUUGUGACGGCUGGUUUACCUGACUGGCAAUUGGCCAUCCCCGAGACUACGUCUCUGGGAUCCAUUGUUAUGCGCUUAUCCUGGGAGGAGCCCAACACGGGUGGCAGCACAAUCCUUGGCUACCAAGUGGAAAUGGAGACGAACUUAUUGCCAGGUUGGCAAAUGAUCUAUGACGGCCAGUACGAUCCUAGCGUCAAGCAUUUGGUGCUGCAGAAUCUCUCUUACGGCACAACCUACUUCUACAAUGUGUAUGCGAUCAACGCAAUUGGCAGAAGCAAGCCCAUCUCCACCGCCUACACUGUGGCAGUUCCGCUCGAGAAGACCUACUUCUACCCUCUCUCGACCGACCCAUCAAUCGCUCGCGAUCCAAUUCCAGAUUUCAUCAUUGCAGAUGUUCCGACAGACCUGACCAUCCGCGCAAAAAACCCCGUCACCGAGUGGUUCGAGGUGGACAGCACUCAUCGCAACUACUUGGCUGCGGUUCACGAUGCCUGUGAGCUGAACUCGGAGCGCACGAUGUGCCUCCCUGUUCCCGAGCAGCACCCAGAUUACCAGGCUCCUCGUGCGCAGCUUUUGGGCAACGUUCAUCUCGAAGGUUUGAACUACACCGGCAACAAGACGGGCAUCUACUCGCUAAUGGUGUAUGCAAUCUUCUCAGCCUUUGGGGUCAGUAUUGGGACAACGCGUGGUUCUAUGGGCUGCCCGUCCUUUCCAAAGUUGAUGCCAACAUCAGCUUCGAGUGGGGCCACCACGAGGCGAUUGCUCAAGCUUUCGCUUGGGUGGGGUUGGGGAUGUUGGGGCUUCUGGCAGGUCACGGCUUUGGCAGGCGAUCACAUCACUGCGAGGUGGGUGGGCUUCCUCCUUGGCCCGACCACAGACGAAUACACCAUCUACGUCAAGGCGGAUGACAGCGUUCGCGUGUGGUUUCAAGGUGACCUGGUGAUUGACUAUUGGGACUCCUCCAUCCCCUGUUGCCCCGAGCUCUGGACUCGCCAGCUGAUAGAAAAGGACAAGUUCUACUCCAUCAAGGUCGAAUGGAAAGAGAUGCAAGGAAAUGCGCAACUGCGAUUGAUGUGGGGCAUCACGGGGAAGCGGAAGCAGAUUAUUCCAGGUGCAAACCUAUGGCGAGGAGCUCCGCUUGAAAGCGCGCCCUUCCGAAUCGUGGUUCAUCCAGGGCCACCGAGUGUCCAAACAAGUGGCCUCAUUGAGCCCCUGGAGCGGCUCCGGACCGCGGUAUCGCAGAGGCUGUACCUACAGGCACUCGACACCAUGAGCAACACGGUCAACUCAACAGAUGUCCAAUUUGAAGCGUACUUCUAUCCACCCAGCUAUACCAAUGCAACUGUGCCUCUGGUGUUCAGGUCCAUCCCGUUGAUGCUGCAAAGACAAACUGAACACAUCCACGACCACCUGCACUUCAUUGAUUUGGUUCUCCUGGAGCCGGGGAACUACACCUUAGAGCUCUUUUUGAAAGGGCAGGGCCAGCUCGUCUUGAAGUUCCUGCCAAGUAACCAGCUGUACAAAAGUUUUAUCGUGGUUACAUUGUUGACCGGUUGGGACGCCGAGGAAACAAACUUCACAUUACAGCUCCGCGAUGCCUUCAGCAACCCGGUGCCACAUGUUGACGGUGUUACCGUGGAGGUGGACUUGGAAUUUGUGGAGGAGAUUGAUGCAAACGGCACUAUGGACGAUCGGCGGCUGCGAAACCUUACGGGCGGCCAUUACGCCACGGCAACAUCGAUAACGAAGGGGGACUUUGGCAGCUACUUCAUCACCUACACCGGCCUCCGAGCUGGCAUCAACCUCUUGACAGUCAAGGUCAAUGGACUCCUCAUCAUGGGCCAGGAGGAGCAGGUCAUUUACGACCCACCAGUUCAAGGCCAAAACAGGCCUUUGACAGUCACUGGCUACUGGAAUGAACGUGCCAACGGCCUGAUGACCAUCUACGCACCUGCCAGGAUUCCGGCAGAGUGUACCACUGGAGUCAUUUGUGCCGUUGUGUUUCACGUGCGCGACACCUACGGUAACCGCAUGCUUGGGGACUAUCAUGAGCAAAUGCAAUACCGUACGGUGGACGCUCAAUGCAAUCCACUCCUUCCAGAGGAUCCUUGGUGUGUGCCAGUGGACGAGGCAUGGCUUGCCUUGCAAAGCUUGCGAGCUGACGCCAACCAUCGGCAGCUUUGCAGCAACUUGUGUUUCAUUUCCUGCUUCGACAUCCGCGCUGGACGAACUCCGGAAAGCUUGGGUGCCUACAGCUUGGAGGGAGACAGCUACAUCCGUGGGCCCACGGCCCUUCUCGUGAAUAUCGGAGAUGCUCAGCUAAGAAGAGUAAGAAGAGCUUGUAUAGAGAUGUUUGACAACCACAUGGACAGUCCUCUAAGUUAUGGCAAUGUGGUGGGAACGCCUGCGCCAGUUCUGGUGCAGCUGAAGGACCAAUAUGGAAAUGACCGCAUUGUUACUGGCUCCGACUUCCUGCAGCGGCGCAACGGCAUCUCCGCAACGCUCGGUGACCGAGAAUUGGCCACGACUGUUUACGACAACGGCACCAUCGAAGUGACAGUGCUUAUCUUCCAAGCUGGAUUCCACAACCUGCGAGUCAGAAUCGGAGCCGGCUGCAUCCAGGUACCAGUCCGCGACCCUUGCGAAGACAUUUCGGGCUCGCCAACCACGCUGCUUUGGUGGAAAGAGGCAGAGGUCUCCGAGAACGGAAUGACAUGCCAAACGCCUUAUGCCAUGGAAGCAGGGAGGCAGUACCACUUCACAUGCACUGGGCGGGACGUCUAUGGCAACAUAAACCGAGACCACGAGUUGGUAUUGACCUCUUUCUUCAACUAUGUCGUUGAUCCAGAGGGUUCCGAGCCCCCAGAUGGCUGGUUUCGUGGCAAUUUGAGUGCGAACUUCAAUCACACGGUUGCCGGUAGCUAUCUGGCAGCAGAUGGAAGGUAUCAUUUCGACAUCACACUUUACAGAGCUGGCUUCUACGAGCUGAUCAUUGAGAUGAUCAAAGUGGGCUCCCAGCCAGCCAUCGUCUUGGCAAGAAAUGUCCAAGCCGAAGGACGCCCCGUUGGCGAAGCGACAUAUGUGCUGGGAUUUCCUUCGUUGCCAUCCUUCAUGUCGUCGGUGGUGGGUGGCUUUGUCACAGCUGCUGCCAACGUGGCUAAUGAGGUUACUGUCCAGACGCGAGACCGCUUCGGCAAUGCCAUCGAAAUCAACAACGGUGCGGACACCGUGGUCGCGCAACUUCGGGGAAGCUCGCCGGUGACGUUGCCCUUCCUGCACUUAAUUCAAGGUCGCUAUCGUGGUGCCCUUGUUCCCCUGGCGGCGGGGCCAACACUUCUGGAGAUCCGUGUGGCGGGUGAGGAGAUCGUCGGCUCUCCGUUCGAUUUCCUGGUCACUCCCGGCCCGAUGGUGACCACAAACUCGCUCGUGGAGGGCUUUCCCAGCGAGCUAACUGCCGGUGUGCUGUCCUGCUGGAACAUCACCUUAAGGGAUGCCACACAAAACCAUUUGCUUUCUGGGCAGUUCGAAGCAGACCCCACGCAGCUCGAGCCUGUGUCCUGCACAGAUGUGGAAUCAUACUGCUUCCAUACCCAACUGAACGGUACUUUCACAUGCUGCAUCAACAAGACGGCCAUUGACGUAGUGCCUGCCAAUUUUCUGGUCGACACCUUUCCGUUCACGUGCCAGAUUCGCGGUGACAACAUCUUUGGUCCAGUCGACAUGAAGCUGUGGCCACAUCCGAUUUCGCCUUAUUGGCCUGACAGCAGCCUCAAGAUUGGGAACGGAAUGCUUGGGCCGUAUGACUAUCCGAGCUACAUCGACGACCAGUUUGGAUGGCAGGACUGGCCAACAACCUAUGUGCGCGGCGUGCAGAACAUUGACAGUGGCCAACAACAGCAGCAGCUAAACCGCCUGCGCAGGUGGUACACCGACGGCUUCUACAAUGUUUUCAAAGGCGACAAUGCAGCCAUCCUCAUGUGCGACGUGAAGGGGAAUCACUCCCUUGGAAAUCAUACGCUUGGACGGCCGACCCGCUCGCUCUACCGGCUGCCCUACACCCUGAACCAGGAACUCGGAGUCUUCGAGGUUGAGCUCAAGUUCGAACGGAUUGGAUAUCACAAGGUCUUCUGCUCUACGGCAGUCCGUGGUGGAAUGAACGUCGAGUACCGAGACACUGAUGGCAGCAUCCUGCGGCGGGUUGAGCAGGGCAUCAACAUCUCUGCUCCGGAGCAGAUGCCCAUGGACGAGGAAGGAGGCGCUGCGCGAUGGGAUGCCCUUCUAUACCCACCCAGAUCAGCGAACUACACCCUCAUUCUGGCAUGUCGCGGCAGGGAUGCGGUGCUCAUCUUCAACAACUCCCUUCGGGCCACGAUCACAACCACAGAUGACACAGUGGACCAGGAGCAGCUCGCAGUCAUUGGACCUUUGGACUUGCAAGCGCAAACGCCGUAUCCCUUGCAAGCAGCAUGGACUUCAAACUCGCUCAGCUCGUCUGUGCAGCUGCGAUGGUUCAGCGACGGCGGCAUCCCAGAGGAACUCCUUCCUGGAGAGCACCUCUACAACUCGAAGACGCUACUGUCUGGCUAUCCAAAGAUCAUCGAAGUCUCCGACGCGGCAGUUGUGCGCCGCCUGCAGCCUGAGAAUGCGAACGAGGAGGAAGCGGAUGGCCAGCAAAUCAGCGCCUACCAGCUCCACCAGUUCCACCAUGACAGCGAGGAUGUCACGGAAGCGCAAGCGGAAGCCGAGGUUAUCCCAGCCGCUGACACAGAGGUGGAGGUCCAUGUUCCCGACUCUUUGGGAAUCAUCGACCCACUCCCAGAUCCGACAAAAUUUCACCGUUUGGAGCGACGGGCCAGCGACGACUAUGCAGAUGAGGACUUCGAGGCCGUGGGCCGUUCCAUGCAGGCCACAACGGCGGUCACGCCACCCGAUCCACCAGAAACGAUUGUCCUCGGUUCUGACCAGAUGACUGUCCGGAUUGCAUGGAUCGAGCCUUCAGGACAAAACGUGACAGGCUAUCGGGUCUAUGUUGACGGAAAAUUGGCAUAUGAUGGGGCCACUGAUUCUGUCACGCGCGAGUUCACCCUGAUGAACUGUACACGUGGAGAACUGCGUGAUCUGGCAGUUGCAGCGGUGAAUGCUGGAGGAGAGACCCUGGUGCCAACCGUCAUUACGCGACACUGUGCGCGACGGCCGUUCAAGCCCGAGCCACCAACAAUCGUGUACGUUGACUGCGUGAAGGAAGCCAGUCCUCCUGACAGACUGUUGAUCGACAAUCACAUCCGCAUCGAGUCAUGUCAGCAAGGCUAA